CAGUGGGCGCUACUGUGUUUCUUUUAUCGAUUGCUUCUUAAACUGUCAGAAAUUUUGACAAUCCGACAGAAAGUACAGUGAAGUAAACAAAUAUGAGCGGAAUAACGAUAGAAAAAACGAAAUAUGAAUGUGCCCAGCUACCUAAGAGGUGGCAAAGAGACGACGUAUUGCGUAAAACAGGUCUAUCAGUGGGUAAAGUCGAUUUGUACUAUAGUAGAGGUGUGAGAAACGAUGCUUCCCUUGUGCCCCCAAUACGACAGACUGCUUCUAUAUUCAAACAACCGGUCACCGUGUACAAAACCCAGGAAAGUAAAGUUAAAACAGACUACAAAAAUGGUAAUCAAGAGAAGCCCAAACAGCUCAUGUGGGAGAAACGCUUGGAAGGGUUACGUGCCUGUGAUGUGGAUGGUUUCGAGUUCGAAGCUAUGGAACUGCCGAAGGCCUUAAAACCUGUAGGACCCAAUGUAACUGAGGAUACAAUUAUACAGAGCGUUGCUACAGCUCUACACGUGUCUGCACAACCUGUGACGGGACAGACCGGGUCGAAGAAUUCACUCGAGAAGAAUCCUGGUGUGUUUUUGGACCCAAAGCAGCCCCUGGUACACGCUGUUAAUAUUUCCGAGGAUGAUAUCAAGAGGCAGGAAGAUAGGGUUGCUGUGGCUAGGAGAAAGCUUCAGGAAGCUUUACGUUCUUAAGAAGCGUUUAAUAUUUAAGUGACAUAUCUAGUUAAGUUUUAAUUUAUGAUUUGUACGAUAAGUUUUUCAAUAUAAAUUUUAUAUAAAGUUGAUUAUUUUUACUUAUGU
This is a messenger RNA of Anoplophora glabripennis (Asian longhorned beetle), 803 nucleotides long. Its product is annotated as methyl-CpG-binding domain protein 2-like. The record is from RefSeq and is a predicted model, not a curated record. The transcript has a single exon. The coding region runs from base 93 to 695 and encodes 200 amino acids. Lineage: Eukaryota; Metazoa; Arthropoda; Insecta; Coleoptera; Cerambycidae. Gene Ontology annotation, molecular function: DNA binding.